This is a messenger RNA of Entamoeba invadens IP1, 870 nucleotides long. RefSeq lists its product as hypothetical. The record is from RefSeq and is a predicted model, not a curated record. Lineage: Eukaryota; Evosea; Mastigamoebida; Endamoebidae. The transcript has 2 exons. Bases 1 to 870 code for a protein of 289 amino acids.
AUGACCAAACCACAAUUCAAGCUGAGCGACCUGUUGGACGCCACAGUCAACUCCACCAACGCUUUACCGAACCAGAAGAGGUUCUCCCAGAUUUUAGUUGUACUCCAGAAAAUCCCAACCGCCGCUGAGUCGCUCGCUUCUUUACUCCAAAGCAAGAUGCGAGCAUUUUUAAAGCGUCUUGUUUUGAAGCGAGAAAUGUAUUUUGUUUUGAAACUGAUUGACUUUCUAGUCACUUCAUCUGAGAAGUUUAGAGCGUGUGUGUUUACUCAACAAUUUAUCAAACUGAUUGUGUCUGUAUAUUCAAUGAAAGAGAUCAUUCAACUUUCUUCUAAACCUACUAUUGUUCAAAUAAAGGCAGCAGAAGUUUUUACACACUUUUCUUCCUUCCAAAAUUUCGCUCCUUUAUUACCUCUCGUUCCAAAAAUCACAAUCUCGACCUCUCAGAGUUUUCUCUUUCAACCGUCGUGCGCAAUCUCCGGAAUUUCUAUUGAUGACGCAAACGAGAUCGUCUCACUUUCUCAAGACGCAAUUGAUGAUGAGGUCAAAAACAAAACGUUGAAGGAAAAAACAAAAACGCAAUUUCUGGAUAAUUUGAAAUUUUUGUCAUCUCAACUUAAUCUCCCCGACUCUCAUAUCUCCACAAACCAGAAAGAGUUGGUUGAAAAGGUCAUCAAAACAAUAGAAAAUUCAGAAGUUGAGACAGACUCACUCAAAAGAACAUUUUCUGUUCAUGAGAACAUUGCACAAGCAAAAAUCCAGUUCUCGAAACGAAGAGCAACUUCUCUUACUAUUGACAGACAUAGUAAUGAAUUUGAAAGACUCGAGAACAUGUACGAAAAUUAUCAGAAGCUUUUUGCAAGUCAUUCUUAA